Anopheles cruzii is the source of this 1513-nucleotide messenger RNA. RefSeq lists its product as uncharacterized. NCBI's taxonomy places the organism in Eukaryota, Metazoa, Arthropoda, Insecta, Diptera, Culicidae. Gene Ontology annotation, molecular function: ATP binding; helicase activity. The transcript is spliced from 3 exons. The annotation marks the transcript as partial. The record is from RefSeq and is a predicted model, not a curated record.
AUGGUCAUGAAAGCCCUGAAGAAACAGGCGGAACCACUGCAAAAAGAGCUGGACGCUAAGGACAAGGUGAUCGAGAGACUUCUACAAACAACGUCAACGCUUGUAGCAGAGAUGCGAGACCUGAAGAGUCAGGUGGCAGCGAUCACAGAAGGUAAAAAGCCAACCAUUGAGAAAAUACCAAACCUGGCCGCCAGGCUAAAGGAAGCAGCCGCAGGCCCAUCAGUGGCCACAACGAAGGCCGUCCCGACACUGAAAGGUCCAGCCCCUUACACCGAGGGCAUCGUCGGCGGAGACUACAGCGACCGCGGAGCCCGCGGCGGCAGCGCCGUCGCCGGUAGCGUAGGUUACUCCGGUGCUGACGGCCGGGUCUGCGACGGCAGCGGAGGACGCAGCGGAGGCCGCAGCGGCGGCGGAGGCGGUGACGAUCGUCGUGAACGGACUCUGCGUGUCGGUGGUGGCAACCGUGCCCGCCACGGCAGUUUGCUGUUGUGCCUGGAAAUAAUGGCGGUGGGAGGUUUGUCCUUCUGGGCUCUGUGGUGGUUCCGUCGGUUGUGCGGAACAAGCGAUUGCCGUGAGGCGGGGGGAAUCGUUAUAGAUGCUGUGUUGGCGGAGAUUGGGAGGUGGCGUCAGUGGUGGACAACUGUGCCUGAUUCUACGACGCGCAUCUUUGUUGAUUGGCAUCCUGGAAAAGGAAAAACCCGUAAAGUCAUCCUGCAGGAAGCCGUGAGACAUGUCGAAGAGCAACGCAGACUUCUUAUCUUGACGCCAACACGAGUCGUGAUGGACGAGGUGAAGGAAGCUGUCAAAGGGAAGUUACCCAAUGGAGUUAGACUUGGAACCUCUCUGUGGCAAGCAAGGUCUUUUGCUGUCACAGUGGCUUGCCACGCGACUCUUACCAACUUCUAUUUGGAAAGUGCCGGGAAAGAGAGGCCAAGUUUCGCAACCGUAAUCAUGGAUGAAUGUCAUUUUCUCGACCCCUUCUCGAUUGCAGCAAGAGGAAUUAUGGAGGACAUGCACUCAAGAGGAACUUCCCUUUUGUACCUUAGCGCAACGCCACCAGGACACCCACCAUCGUCGGGAUCCAAUUUCCCGAUCACUGAGAUCGGAAUUUCCAUUCGGGACCCUAAAGAUCCUUCUUGCGUCCACUCCUGGAAAGGGCAGAAAACAAUCAUUUUUGUCGCCACGAUUAAGGAAGCGACUGAUUUGUUCAAUAGAGUGCCUGGAUCGGUCAUUUUGUCCAGAGAAACUUUCGACAAGAACAUGGCUGAAGCGAGAGACGAAUCAACCAAGUUCGUUAUAUCCACUGAGAUCAGUGAGAUGGGCGCAAACUUGGGGGUGGAUACUGUUAUAGACCUCAGGCAGGUAAUGCGACCUAUUAUCGCUGAUGAUAGGACUGUGGGCUUGAGAAGAGUCCCAGUAACCCACGCGUCUGCUGUGCAAAGACGGGGGCGAACAGGGCGGAGAGCUCCUGGGCGCUAUGUUUUCAAUGAGGCUAUCGAACCGGAUGAUUCCU